Messenger RNA from Papilio machaon (common yellow swallowtail), 3130 nucleotides. RefSeq names its product echinoderm microtubule-associated protein-like CG42247 (gene DCX-EMAP). The record is from RefSeq and is a predicted model, not a curated record. Gene Ontology annotation, cellular component: mitotic spindle. Lineage: Eukaryota; Metazoa; Arthropoda; Insecta; Lepidoptera; Papilionidae. The transcript has 19 exons. Bases 1 to 2988 code for a protein of 995 amino acids. Gene Ontology annotation, biological process: microtubule cytoskeleton organization; intracellular signal transduction. Gene Ontology annotation, molecular function: microtubule binding.
AUGUCGCGUCGACAGCCCGCCAAGCCGCGCCUACAUUCGCGAAAUCGUCCACAGGCGCCGGAACCGGUUUCCGCACCGGAACCUACACCGGCGCCCGAACCUGAACCACAAGCGCCCUCUGAUGACGAGAAAGAAUCAGAAUGGAGACCGUCUCGACCUCCGUCUCCACCGCAACGAAACGAAGAUAUAUCUGAAGGCUCGGAGGCUACAGUUCGAGCGGUGAGACCGGAACCGACAAGUCGCUACGCUAAUUUAAACUAUUGGAAGGCGCGACGCGUCACAUUCUACCGCAAUGGCGACCCGUUCCAUCCCGGGGUCGAGUUCCGUUUCAAACCGGGAAGAGACCUCGUAUCGAUGGACGCGCUACUCGACCGCUUGUCAGAGAGGUUGGAGUUGCCGAGGGGAGCGAGAUUCAUCUUCGGUAUGGACGGAGACAGAAAGUACAGACUGGAAGAACUCGAAGAUGGAGCUUCGUACGUCGUGUCGUCAUAUAAAACAUUUAAGGCGGCGAGCUACGGUAAGAAGAACGGCAUGUGGUACGGCGGGACUGGUACGGGUACGAGUGGGUGGGCUCGAGCGAGCGUCCGCAAGCAGUCUGUGGCGGAAUCUGAUGCGCCCCCGCCUGGUGGCGGCAAGCCCUCCAGUGGACGAGUUAUCAGGAUCAUCAACAAUAUGGACCACUCCAUUCAGUGUCGCGUUUUAUUGAACCUCCGAACGACGCAGCCAUUCGAAGAAGUCUUAGAAGAUUUGGGACAAGUAUUAAAAAUGAGUGGUGCAAAAAGAAUGUAUACAAUUACAGGCCAAGAGGUCAGAAGUUUCUCUCAGCUUCGUAACGAGUUCGCAGACGUAGAGACAUUCUAUCUGGGAUCUGUUGUUGUGCCUCCAGCACUCAGCCCAAUCGUUACCGCACCGCUGCCUAUUGAGUCACCUAUCAGAAGAUCUCGCUCAAGAGCUACGGUAGCUUCACUGCCGAUAUCAGAAGAUUCCAGAGGCAGGCGAGCGCGGAGCAAAAGUAGGCCGAGAGUUUUGUAUGCCCCUGAAGGAGAAAUUAUCCGUAACUCAGACUAUACAUUGUUAGAAGUACUAAAAGAGGAACCAAUGCGUGUGACGAUCCGAGGCCUGCGUCGCACGUUCUACCCACCCAUACAUCACGCGCCCAUCGACAAUUCGCCGCCGGACAAGAAGAUGCAACUCGACUGGGUUUAUGGGUACAGAGGGGCGGACUCUCGUCGCAACCUGUGGGUGCUACCGACAGGCGAACUGCUGUACUACGUGGCUGCCAUUGCAGUUAUGUAUGACCGCGACGAGGACUCGCAGCGUCAUUACACCGGGCACACUGAAGAUAUACAAUGCAUGGAGCUGCAUCCGUCCCGCGAGCUGGUGGCGAGCGGGCAGCGCGCGGGGCGCGGGCGGCGCGCACAGGCGCAUGUGCGCAUCUGGAGCGCGGACUCGCUGCAGACACUGCACGUGUGUGGCAUGGCCGAGUUCGAGGCCGGCGUCUCCGCUGUCGCCUUCUCCCAGCUGAACGGAGGUAGCUACGUGUUGGCCGUGGACGCCGGCCGAGAGAGUAUUCUCUCCGUUUGGCAAUGGCAGUGGGGACAUUUACUUGGAAAAGUUGCCACGCUGCAAGAAGAAUUGACAGGCGCAGCUUUUCAUCCUCUGGACGACAAUCUGCUUAUCACUCACGGGAAAGGACAUCUCGCUUUCUGGAAUAGGCGAAAAGAUGGCUUUUUCGAGCGCACAGAUAUUAUUAAACCGCCUUCUCGCACCAACGUGACCGCGCUGCAGUUCGAGCAGGACGGCGACGUGGUGACAGCGGACAGUGAUGGCUUUAUCACUGUAUACAGUGUUGAUAGCGACGGCGCUUACUUUGUGCGUAUGGAGUUUGAGGCACAUAUAAAGGGAAUAAGUUCUUUAGUAAUGCUCUCUGAAGGCACUUUGAUAUCUGGUGGUGAAAAAGACAGGAAGAUAGCAGCUUGGGAUUCUUUGCAAAAUUAUAAACGAAUCACCGAAACUAAGCUGCCAGAAACAGCAGGUGGUGUCCGAAGUAUUUACCCACAAAGACCAGGUCGUAAUGACGGCAAUCUUUACAUUGGCACAACGAAAAAUAAUAUCCUUGAAGGGUCAUUGCAAAGAAGAUUUAAUCAGAUUAUAUUCGGACAUCACAAAUUACUGAUGGGCAUGGCGGUGCACCCGGAUGACGAAAUGUUUGCGACCGCUGGCAACGACAAAAACAUUGCGCUUUGGAAAGGACACAAACCUAUAUUUGUUACUCAGGUGGGGUACGAAUGCGUGUCUCUUGCGUGGCAUCCCAGCGGCGGGGCGCUCGCGGCUGGAAGCACUGAAGGUCACCUCGUCGUGCUGAACGCAGACGCCGGAUCACACGUGGCGACACUCAGAGUUUGCGGAUCGCCGCUAAACUGUCUGCAGUAUAAUACAGCCGGUGACACGUUAGCAAUAGGAUCUCAAAACGGCAGUAUCUAUUUGUUCCGAGUGUCUCGAGACGGGUUUUCAUAUAAAAAAUUAAACAAAAUCCGCGGCGCACAGCCGCUUGUGCAACUCGACUGGAGUAUGGACGGCAACUAUCUGCAGACAGUCACCGCCGACUAUGAUCUAUCAUUUUGGGAUAUAAAAGCAUUAUCUCCAGAAAAGAGUCCGAUAGCGAUGAAAGACGUGAAGUGGUCAACAUACAAUGCUACAGUCGGAUUCCUCGUGUCAGGAAUGUGGAACAACCGUUUUUACCCUAUGACGUCACUGAUAACGACUGCCAGUCGCUCCUCUGCCCACGACCUUUUAAUUAGUGGCGAUUCUGAUGGAUACUUACGUAUAUUUAGAUAUCCUUGUGCAAGUCCGAAAGCGGAAUAUAAUGAAGUGAAAGUAUAUUCGGGAGCAGUUCACAACGCCCGCUUCCUGUUCAAUGACCGGUGCUUGAUCAGCACCGGUGGUUCCGACGCCGCGCUCAUGCUGUGGGAGCUGGUGGAUGAAUAGCAUAUGGCCACGCAGGCGCUCCAGCCGCCUGCACUCGUGGUUGCUCCCCCCACGCCCUCGCCACAGCACAAUGGUGUACGAAACCCGACCUUCCGAGUACUCGAAUAUGACGAUUUUGAUUGAAUCGCUGUACUGUAUAAGU